UGCAAGACCGUGUGUCAGUGUACAGUUCGGCGCUGCAUUUCCGAAGUCCUCACCGCGACAGUCUGCUCACAAUCUUUAAUGGACUAUCACUGUUGGAAAGACCAUACCUGACAAUUGUAUUGUUCUGCGUGAUCGUACGCAAAUGCCUGAAUUUCACUGGGAUUUUGCAACACUGAUGCAACUCAAGCAAUAACGGCACACCACACUGGACUUUUUAUUAAAUUGUGACAAUGGCAAACCGAUCGCAGUAAACUGGAGCAGAGGUUUGCAACACAUUGUUGCAAAUAUUUUGAUGAAGAUGAUGCUCUCCCUUUCGCGUGCCCCGUAACUGCUUACAUUCAUUCAUUCAUUCAUUCGUUCAGCCAGUCAGUCCUGUUUGGCGCCGAGCACCGUGUUCUCUUCUGGAAACAUUACUAAUUCCAGUUUUCUCUCAAUUAUGUUCACUUUCGCUGCCUUUUGCUAUAUGCUUUCCCUAGUCCUAUGUGCUUCUUUGAUCUUCUUCGCGAUCUGGCAUAUAACAGCCUUUGAUGAGCUUCAGGCAGACUUCAAGGUGCCGAUCGAUCAGGGCAAUCCACUUCAUGCGCGUGAAAGGCUUCGGAACAUUGAGAGGAUCUGCUGCCUUCUACGAAAGUUGGUGCUUCCAGAGUACUCCAUCCAUGGACUCUUCUGUAUUAUGUUCCUGUGCGCUCAGGAGUGGCUUACAGUGGGCCUAAAUAUCCCUCUGCUCUUCUACAACACAUGGAGGUACUUCCACAGCCCCACUGACACUAAGGAGCUUCUCUACGACCCAGCAUACGUCAUGAAUGGGGACACGCUGAAAUUCUGCCAAAAAGAAGCCUGGUGCAAGAUGUCCUUCUUUGUCCUCUCAUUCUUCUACUAUCUCUACUGUAUGAUCUACUCCUUGGUGACCUCUUAACGGAGUUGUCAGUCUCGAAGAAGUCCUCUGAUAAUAAGACACUUUUUUCAGCUAAACUAAUUUCGGAUGAAACAAGAGCACCAGUCCAAUUUAUAUUUGUCACCUGGAGAAACUCUGCAGUGUCUGGACUGAACAGACUUGACCCUAACGUCCUAGAAUACAAGAAGAACCAUGUGUUGUUUACAGUUCUGACUCAAUGCCCUAGAUGUCUCACGGACCAGUGUGGCACAGUUUUCACAAGCUCACAGUAACGUUUGCACAGAUUGUCUCAGGCAUAGCACAACACGUCCUUUACCACUUUGAGGCACAAAACCUGCCAAAUUUUACUAUCACUAAAUGUAGCUUAAAAUUUAUGUUAGGUUAAAAAAAAAGAAAGUAAAUGAUGACUAACUUGAAAAGCGAAUGUUGCAUUUUUACCAGACACACACUAGGUUCGAUUACAUGUGUGAAAAGCUUUUGUGAAAUAUAUUUUGUGUAUUUGUGCACUCCUAACAUACACAUUUUUAAUAUGAAGUAUGUAUCUGUUGCAUUACUUGUGUACAUAUAGAAAUUUGUGUAAUGCUCCUAUGUGUUGGUGUCACUUGGUUGAGAUGUUUUUGGACUUUAUAUUUACAAAAACUGAUAUUGAGGCUUUAUUAAAGAAAAAAGCCACUUUUCCAGAAUUUUGCACAAAAGUUGUUAUGAGUUUGCACAAUAGAUACAGUUAUUGGUUGUGGUGAAACAAAAAUCAUAUUUAUAUACCCAGUAGGGGAGACCAGGGUUGGUUGGCACAGAGUUCAUUUCUGGUAAUUAUUUUCACAAAAGUGUAACAUCUAAAUGUUCACUUUCUUGACCUACACUGAUUGAUUCUGUCAGGGCAUCUGCAUUUUAAAAUCUGUUAUUGUAAGACUACUUUUUAGACUACUUUUACAUUUUAUCUAAUUUAAGUCAAAACAAACAUUUAACUCAUCUGCUAAACAUUUUAAAUAAAAAAUACCAAGAAAGAUGUUUUAAAUAUAUUAAUUUGAUUUAAUAGGGAUGGGUAUCAGCUAUAUUUUUACAUAAAAUUUGUCAGCCUGUGAUAAGCUAUGCUAGCUGGCUAACAUCUUUUAUCAAAAGAGUGUGAGUGGGGUUGGAUGACACAUUGGGUAUAUAAAAAGAAUAAUAAUAAUUCAUAAGCUUCAUAUGCACUAUUUACUAAAUACCUCUAAAUAACCCCAUACAUAACAUAAAAUAAUGUAUAAUAAUAAUAAUAAUAAUACUUAUGAUACAAUCAGUUAUUUUUAUUUAUGUGAAUAUAAACAAGUUUAAGUAAAAAUGUAUAUAUUUAUACAAGUUUAUAUUAGUAACAAAAUGCCAUAGUAAUUCCAAACUGUGAAUUUGUAUAUUCUAAUCAUAGUCAUAUUAAUUAAAUCAUAUCAAUUACAUAAUCAUUACUCAUUUUAAUGAUAGAAGACAGACAUGUGUUGUUCUGUUGUCCUGGUUUAAAAUUAACUGUUGUUUGUUUUUCUGUGUGUUGCUUCUCUCCUACACUACUAUAGUGUUUUAAUACUGUGCCAAAAAAAAAAAAAAAAACACAUACUGUAACUGUACAACAUAAUUUUGACCAUUAGAUUACAAGGUUCAUUAAAUCUUUGAUGACAUUGAACAUGUUUGUUUUUUACCUAAGAACUAAAGCUUUCAUUGCACCUAGUUGGGGUAUCUUAACAUUUGUUCCACCAGAGAUAUUCAACAAAGUAUGAAAAGUGUGUCAACCAACUCCGGUCUCCCCUACGAGGUUUCCAUAUAUAUAUAUAUAUAUAUAUAUAUAUAGGGUAGAAAUUUAGUCCACAGCCCUUGAUCAACAGAUUUCAGUUUCUCAUUUUCUAUGAUCAUUAUUAUGUUAUGGCCAGCAAUACUGAAAGGAAAAUACAAGAUAUUUAAGUAAUCAUAAAUCAACUCAUAGACUGAAUUGCUUUUUUGUAAUUCUUUCUUUCUUUCUUUCUUUCUUUCUUUCUUUAAUCUUUGUUUAUAGCAUUGCAUUUUUUAAAAAAAGCUUCCAACACAUUGUAAUAAAGAAUUCACCAGAAUCAGAGUAAGCACAUGAUGCAUAUACAAGCAUUAACACCACAAGACACCCAUGUCAUGCUUUUGUUGAGCACUGUUUAUAAUGCGGAGUACGUACAACAUCAGUAGUCAUACAAAAUAAUUUUCAAUGCCGGCAUAGGGGAUAAUAAUAGCAGUCCUCAGCAGAAUUGUUCUCUGCCGCUGUCAUGUAGCCUGCUGUCUUCUGUAUGCCUUAUGUAGUUACACACAUGACGACCAAACAUUUUAUAUCCUUAUUGUGUACGUGUUUACCCAUCCAAAUA
This is a messenger RNA of Myxocyprinus asiaticus (Chinese sucker), 3243 nucleotides long. RefSeq names its product cornichon family AMPA receptor auxiliary protein 3 (gene cnih3). NCBI's taxonomy places the organism in Eukaryota, Metazoa, Chordata, Actinopteri, Cypriniformes, Catostomidae. The record is from RefSeq and is a predicted model, not a curated record. The transcript has 6 exons. Gene Ontology annotation, cellular component: synapse; dendrite. The coding region runs from base 437 to 916 and encodes 159 amino acids. Gene Ontology annotation, biological process: vesicle-mediated transport; regulation of AMPA receptor activity.